AUGCCAGAUCUUUCAGAGAAUAAGAUCUAUCAGCCAGCCAAUCCAGGUGAUCUUUAUUAUCUACUACAACAAGCAUACCAAAAGGCCUUCCCUUUGAGGUUCGAUUGGAGUGGUGUUGGAUUUCAGGUCAGCACCAAGGCAGCAAUGUCUGAAACCAAUAUUCAGGAAAAGUUCAAGGAAAAGAUCACUGCUGUUCGAACUGUGGUUCCAAACAGAAGUAACAAUGAAAUUAUCCUGGUGCUACAACACUUUGACAACAAUGUGAGCAAGGCAGUGCAAGCUUUCAUGGAUGGUAGUGCAGUGGAGAUUUUGAAAGAAUGGAAUGUGCCAGGUAAAAGGAAGCACAAUAAGAAAAGGAAAAGAAAACCAAAACAGCCAGGUGGCCAGGUGAAAGAAGAGAGGGUGAGGCCUGGUGGACUGGAAGAGAAUGUAGAUCUCCCCCUGUCCAAAGCUGGGCUGAAUGGCUACCAUGCCAAUGGCUCAGCCAAUGAUGAUUCCUCAGUGGAUUCUCUUAGUGAAAGGAUGGAGAUUGUUUCCAAUGAUGAGAAGGCAGCAGCAAGCCUGAAGUUGCAUCAGCUGCAGGCACCUGAUAAAACAGUUGGCCUGAGUCCUGAAGAGGAAAAGCUGCCUUUAGAGCCAACAGAACAGCUUCUUCAUGAUGCUAAAUGUCCGCCCAACAGACCAACUACAACCAAGUCAAAACCAAAAGCUUUGUCUGGUUCCCAUUCCGUGGCUCCACAGUCUCCAACAAAACCAGGAGACCUGGUAUCAAACAAGAAGAGAGUCAGACUUGCUGAUCCUUUCGAGCUGAAAGACCACGACUUGACCCUCCAGUUACCUCAUUAUCAUGAGACCAUCGAUAUAGGAGCAGAAAAAAACAAAUCAACAGAAAAUGGCAAUGAAAUGCCAAACAGUGCAGAAAUCUUACAUAAAAGUAUCAUGGAUCGAGAAGUUGCUCUAAUGUCAGAAAUGGAUAAAGUCAAAAAGGAAGCGAUGGAGAUCCUGGAUACAAGACAGAAGAGAGCUGAGGAGCUGAAGAGAUUGACAGAUAUGGCCAUCCAGAUGUCAGAAACCCAGCUUGCUGAACUUAGAGCAGAGAUUAAGCAAUUUGUAAGUGAACGCAAAUAUGACGAAGACCUGGGGAGAUCAGCGCGAUUCACUGGUAACAUUGACAGUCUGCAAGCCCAGAUUCAACUGUUUGGAGAAGUAUCACAUCCAAAGAAUAACUACUCUACGAGACCACAGUGCACCUCCUCAUUGAGUCCAACUCAUCUGAAUCCUCAAGGCAGUUCUAAUAAUGUUACUUCAGGACCAUCUUCGCUUGCUGCGUUAUCAUCAGUUAGUUCUAAAGCAGUGAAUUCCAGGGACAAUUCUAGCAUUCAGAAGGCACCUGCAGACAGACCGAACUACCAACGUUAUGGCCCGUCUGGUCAAAGACGAGGAUUCAAUUCCCGAGCGCAAGGCCUCAGGCUCAAUGAAAAUCAGCCUCCUGGAAAAUCAGAUGAUUGUAGAAACAGGAGCCGAAAGGGACGUCUCCACGAUGGCUAUAAGAACCAGAAUCAACAUAACAAGUCUAGACAUCAGGGCUCAAGUCAUGAUGUACACAAACCGCUGCUAACAGAUUCUACUUCUAACGGUACUGUACUGCCAGCUGAAAUGAACACAAACUCGGCAACCCCUGAACUAGCUAGCACUAUAUCUGUAGUUCUCAGUGACAGAGUUCCUCAGUAUAGAUCCUGUCCCAUAAAGCCAGAAACAUCUGUUGAUACUAAAGUGCUGUCUUUACCUAAUAGAAUGACUGCAGUAGCUUAAUUUACUUGACUACCUUUCUUUUGCAGUAGCAUUCAUAAUUUACAUUUAUGCAACUUCUGCCAAUUUAAGACUUGAAAAAAACUUAGUACUUUAUUUUCUUGACUCGGAUAAAAAAAAGAAUGUUGGCCUUUUAUUGUUGAAAAUUGAAUUUAUUGAGGAAAGAGUUUUAAGUAGGCACUACAGAAGGUUUUAAUUAUAGUUUUGGGAGGGAGAGGUGAGUGAAAAGCCUUGAAAGGGCGUUAAACCAAGAAAUUAAAUCAUUGAAGUUGUAAUGAUUUAAUACUCAGACCAUUCAUGAAAAGUUUUGGAGUGCAGCAUUACCUUUUGAAAAUUAUACCCUCACAUUAUAUUCAUCAAACAGCCAGUAACAUUUAUCAAGCAUCGUUUCGAUGAAGAUGGUCCCUUUAACAUAAAGUCACCUUAUUGACAUUAUUCAUUUUUAGCAACACUUACAGGCCAUUUUAGAAAUGCUAAUUAGGAAUGCUCUACAGCAAUGAAUGAUUUAAAAUCUGAUAGAAAAUGUCAAAAUUCCAGCGAAGAUUCAAAUCAUUUCAGCGAUUGUGUUGUUUAAAGAAAAUAUUUCUGGCACCCUUAAGACUUUUCCAGUUCAUUUUGUCCUAGACACAUUUUCAGAGAUCAGCAGACGACCUUUACCUAUUGAUUCAGGUCACUAAUCCUGUGAAGGAGGAUCUGAGGAGUGAACGGAGUGUCUACGUUAUGCCUUCCAACUUCACAAACCCAACUAGGAACAUGGUGACUGAAAUCAGAUCUAUUUGUGUGAAGCAUUCACUUUAAGUGUUAGGAAAGAAAUUAACUUUCCUAUCAGAAAAUGUAUAUGUUUGUUCGAAAGAAGAUAAACCUGUAUUCCUUUCCCAAAUUGACACGUGGUACAAUAAAUAUUAUUAGGUUAUUUUAAGAAUUCUGUAAGGAAAUAGACAAGGGAAUCAUUGUAGGCAUCCUUAGAAGAGGCUUCACAGUGGGCUUAAAAUUGUUUCGGAGAUAGUAGGAACUGCAGAUG
Molecule: messenger RNA, 2830 nt
Organism: Rhincodon typus (whale shark)
Lineage: Eukaryota; Metazoa; Chordata; Chondrichthyes; Orectolobiformes; Rhincodontidae
Product: spermatogenesis-associated serine-rich protein 2
Exons: 14
Coding region: 1-1812 (603 amino acids)
Cellular component (GO): cytoplasm
Molecular function (GO): protein binding
Source: RefSeq, a predicted model, not a curated record